CUGGGACUUCGGCUAGCAGGCCCAUGGCUAUAUUUCUCCCUGUUUGCUGGUCGGCCCCAGGCUAUCACAGACAGAGUUUGUGUACUCUGAUUUCUGACAAUCAUGGCCUUAAACGAGAUGAAGGAUUUGAAAAUUGAUGAAAAGGAGCGCUUAACUGUGGACUAUGUGAAGGGAAUUCUUCAACCCACGCCCACCUGUGAAACCUGGGAUCAGAUCUGGAACUUCCAAGCCAAGCCUGAUGAUUUGCUAAUUUCUACCUAUCCUAAAGCAGGAACAACAUGGACUCAGGAGAUAGUGGACUUAAUACAAAAUAAAGGUGAUCUUGAGAAAAGUAAAAGAGCACCUACUCAUAUACGAAUUCCUUUCAUCGAAUGGAUAAUUCCAGGAAUUGGAUGUGGUUUGGAACAAGCCAGUGCAAUGCCCUCACCACGGACUCUGAAAACUCAUCUUCCCAUUGACCUGGUGCCUCCGUCUUUCCUAGAGAAAAACUGUAAGAUGAUCUAUAUAGCAAGAAACCCCAAGGAUAAUAUGGUAUCCUAUUACCAUUUCCAUAGGAUGAAUAAAGGACUUCCUGAUCCAGGAACCUGGGAAGAAUAUUUUGAGAGUUUUCUGGCUGGGAAAGUGUGCUGGGGUUCAUGGUACGACCACGUGAAAGGAUGGUGGGAAGCCAAAGAUCAACACCGAAUUCUCUACCUCUUCUAUGAGGAUAUGAAGAAGAACCCAAGGCAUGAAAUUCAGAAGUUGGCAGAAUUUAUGGGCAAUAACCUAGAUGAUGAAGUUCUAGAAAAAAUUGUCCAUCAUACUUCGUUUGAUAUAAUGAAGGACAAUCCAAUGGCAAACUAUUCAUCUGUUCCUACUGCAUUCAUGGACCACUCCAUUUCUCCAUUCAUGAGAAAAGGGACAGUGGGAGAUUGGAAGAACUACUUUACUGUGGCUCAGAAUGAAAGAUUCGAUGAAGACUACAAGAAAAACAUGGCUAACACCAGUCUAACUUUCCACUUCCAGUUCUAGAAAAGAAGAAAAAAGGACUAAACACAUAUUUGAAAGUUUAUUACACAGACCAAAUAAGAUUGGAUUCAGGUUCCAACACUAGUUUUUUAUUGUGUUUUAUUGUAUUUCUCACUCUACUAAAAAAAUUUUUUAAAAAACUGAUAGAGAUAGCAGAGGUUGGGGGCCAGGUGGAGACUGGGAACAGGGUGGUGAAGUGGAGAGACAGAAUUUCGAUAUAUUAGUAGUGACAAUUAUAGUGUGAUUGCUAAUUAUCAUUAUAUUUAAGUUUUCUAUAAAUCAUGUGCUUAUUAACAUAUUUUUUAAAUGCUUCAGUUCUUAUAUAAAAU
Molecule: messenger RNA, 1337 nt
Organism: Trichechus manatus latirostris (Florida manatee)
Lineage: Eukaryota; Metazoa; Chordata; Mammalia; Sirenia; Trichechidae
Gene: SULT1C4
Product: sulfotransferase family 1C member 4
Exons: 8
Coding region: 103-1011 (302 amino acids)
Biological process (GO): sulfation
Cellular component (GO): cytoplasm
Molecular function (GO): sulfotransferase activity
Source: RefSeq, a predicted model, not a curated record